Molecule: messenger RNA, 1929 nt
Organism: Tarenaya hassleriana
Lineage: Eukaryota; Viridiplantae; Streptophyta; Magnoliopsida; Brassicales; Cleomaceae
Product: PHD finger protein MALE STERILITY 1
Exons: 4
Source: RefSeq, a predicted model, not a curated record
AAUGAACCCCCAACCUCUCUCGCGUGUGUGUAUAUAUACACAACAAAACAUCAUAACAUCAAAGAGGCUUCUUCCCUUUGGAUCAACUCAACAAGAACACCAAUCUUCUCUAAGCUCGAAGUUCAUCGACACCCUCCUCUCCAUCUUCUCCUCUUCAUCAUUGAAGAACCCAUUGAAUCUUCUCUCGAGCUUCGCUGCAACCAUUGCCUAUAUGUUGGUUGGGGAAAACAAAUGGUAUGCAACAAGAAGUACCACUUCGUGAUCCCAUCAAAGGACACGAUGGCAGCCUUUCUAAAACUGGAAAGUGGCAGCCACGCAAGUGUUCCCGAAAAGGAAAGUCUCUCCCAUCUUGUUGGACUUCAAGGACAUGUCUUGCACGGUGUGUUUCACUCCAAUGGCUUGGGUCACUUGCUCUCUGUCUGCAGUGUCGAGUCCGGUUCUGACUUAACCGGCCAUCAGAUCAUGGAGCUCUGGGACCGGCUCUGCACCGGUUUACGGGCCAGGAAAGUGGGUUUGAAAGACACAUCUCAUAAGGGAGGUAUGGAGCUGAGGCUACUCCACGGUGUGGCACGUGGCGAGCCAUGGUUUGGCCAUUGGGGUUACCGGUUCGGGUCAGGGACAUAUGGUGUGACUCGGACCAUCUAUGAGAAGGCUCUCGAAGCGAUUCAAAACGUUCCCUUGUGCUUGCUUAGCCAUCAAUUCACGAGCCUCGCCUCUGAAAUUCCAACUCUCUUGUCCAAGUACCAAACCUUGUCCAAUGACCCUUUGAUCACUCUACGCGAUCUCUUCCUCUUCAUGCUCGAUCUCCACUCACGUCUCCCGAGAGAUAAUGACAUGACAUCUCGAAACCAAAUCAUCUCUAUCGAUAGUGUGAACUGCAGAUGGUCUCAAAAACGAAUUCAAAUGGCUAUCAAAGUUAUCAUUGAAUCAUUGAAAAGGGUUGAGUACCGAUGGAUAUCGAGGCAAGAAGUGAGGGAUGCCGCUAGAAAUUAUAUAGGCGACACGGGUUUGCUAGAUUUCGUCUUGAAGUCGCUCGGGAACCAAAUAGUUGGGAACUAUCUAGUUCGACGAAGUUUGAAUCCCGUAAAAAAAGUGCUAGAGUAUUGCUUGGAGGACAUAUCAAACUUGUUACCAAGCCAUCAUGAACUAAUAACCCUGCAAAAUCCAACGGGGAAGAACGGACACAACAAGAUGACGAGAGGCCAAGUGACGAAGGAUAUGUUGUACCUGUACAAGCACAUUCUCAUGGACUACAAGGGAGCAUUAGGGCCUAUAGGGAUAUUGAACCAAAUAGGAAUGGCUUCAAGGACGAUUCUCGACGCAAAAUACUUCAUCAAAGAGUACAACAGGGACGGAGUACAAGCCAAAAUUUCUAGGGUCGCUAACUUGGAGGAGGAAUUAGGAAUGCUAUGUACAAUCUCGAUAAAGGGCCAUCACGGAAGGGAUCAACUGCCUCCAUACGAAUGCAUAGUAGUGAGAAAGAAUGCGACUUUCGGUGAAUUGUACGCAGAAACAGAGAGAGUGUUUAGAGAGAUGUAUUGGGAACUGAGAGAUGUCGUGGUCGUGGAGUCCAGUGUAGAUGUCGGGGCAGCGACGACAUUGGCGGGAAGGAGGAUAGUGUUGGAAGGGAGAGUGGGGGAUAAUAACAGCAACAUCAUUGUUGAGAAAGGGUUUGAUGAGAAUGGAAGGAAUAAGGUUGUGGAGUGCGGUGGGUGUGGAGCAAACGAAGAAGAUGGGGAGAGAAUGGUGAGUUGUGAUAUAUGCGAGGUUUGGCAACACACGAGGUGUGUUGGCAUUCCUAACCAUUCUCAAGUCCCUCAUAUCUUCCUUUGCAAAAGGUGUGACCAACACAUCCUCCCUCUCACUUCUCUCCCUUAAUAUCAUAUCCUCUUCAUGUUAUUUCUAAUCUUACAAAAUUCAUUUCCAUAA